Microstroma glucosiphilum is the source of this 3350-nucleotide messenger RNA. RefSeq names its product DEAD-domain-containing protein. Gene Ontology annotation, biological process: ribosome biogenesis. The coding region runs from base 73 to 2949 and encodes 958 amino acids. The transcript has 4 exons. The record is from RefSeq and is a predicted model, not a curated record. Gene Ontology annotation, cellular component: nucleus. Lineage: Eukaryota; Fungi; Basidiomycota; Exobasidiomycetes; Microstromatales; Microstromataceae. Gene Ontology annotation, molecular function: nucleic acid binding; ATP binding.
CCACCUCCUACUCAUCAUCGUACGUACAGAGCAUCCCCUCGCCGUGAAGCCCUCUGCGUGAAGCUGCCCAUCAUGAACGACGACGAUGACUUGAUGCUCAACUUUGCUGCGCCAGUGGCUAGGCCAGCAGCCAAGGCAAAGGGAGGCGCAGCUGCCAGGGCCAAUGGUAACAAGAGGCAACAGCCUCCUGCUGCCGCUGCCGCUGCUCCUCCAGCUCCAGCUCCAGCUUCAGCUACACCGGCCGCAAUAUCAACAAAGAGGAUCAGGAUUGAUAGCAGCAAACCGCCACUACCCUCGGGACGCCCUGCUUCAAGCUUCAACGAUCCCUCUUCUUCAUCUACUGCAGGACCAUCAAGGCCAAAGCCAGGAAUGAUCAUCUCUUCUCUCUUCUCUGGAGCUCCAAGCUCUUUCACAGUGGUAGAGGAUGAGGCCGAUUCGCGCAAGCCUGCAAAGCCCACCAAUGCCCCCGGUGAUACUUCAACCUUCGACGGUCUGGGCCUCGACCCUCUCCUGGUGGCUCACCUCAAGUCCUCCCGCAUGUCCAUCGGCAACAGGCCGACCGGUAUCCAGAGAGCCGGUUUACCCGCUCUAAUCAAUGGCGACGCUGCUCGCGAUGUCCUGUUGCACUCUCAGACGGGUUCCGGAAAGACACUCACCUACCUCUUGCCCAUCUUGCAGAGCCUGCUGCCCCUCUGUACGGAGACUUGGAUCGACAGAAGUGUCGGAACCCUCGCUAUCAUUCUGGCACCCACUCGUGAGCUAGCGCGUCAAAUCUAUGAGGUAGCAGAGAAGCUCUGCCAGCUUCAUCUAAGUCUCAAAGAGCAGAAGGAAGAGGCAGCUGCUGCUGAGGGCGAAAAGGAGGACGAGGACGAUGCAGUGAGAAGAACUCGGUGGCUCGUUCCAGGUCUACUCUCUGGAGGGUCGACUAAGAAUCACGAGAAGGCGAGGCUGAGGAAAGGAAUCCCGAUUCUUGUUGCCACGCCUGGACGGUUGCUUGACCAUCUUCAAACCACCAGCAGCUUUGACGUUGGCAAAUGUCGAUGGCUGGUUCUCGAUGAGGCCGACAGACUGCUUGAGAUGGGCUUCAAGGAAACACUGGAAGGUAUCCUCAAAGCGAUGGAUGGCAGGCGGCGGCUGGCUUUCAAUACUGCAAAGGAGACUAUGAUGGAGCAGAGGGGAAUCACCAGCGGAGCACUGCCAAAUGAGGAAGUGGAAGAUGGGACUGGUGUAAAGUGGUGGGCCGAUCCUCGCAAGGUCGUUCUUUGCAGUGCUACACUGGAUGAGAAUGUCCAGAUGCUUGCAGGAACUCACCUGCGGACGCCUCAAGUCGUCAGAGGGGGAGCAGACUUGGCGCCGCUGAAGCCAUCGUCGACAGAGGAAAGUGGCGACCUCAAGCCUACUGCCAAGUCAGAGACCGCUUUACUUACGGGCGGCUCCUACUCUAGACUGGCAGCUCCAGCGCAGCUGCGACAACAUGCUGUCAUCGUCCCACCAAAGCUUCGUCUCGUCACGCUCAUUGCUCUUUUGCGCUCGGCUCUGUCACGGAAUGCUGCCAACGUGGACGCCCGCAGGGUCAUUGUCUUCAUCAGCUGUACCGACAGUGUCGAGUACUACUGGAACGCUCUUGGUGGAGUCAGGAUGGGCGAUGACACUGAAGCUACUGACGAUGAAGAGGAGGAAGACAUUGCAGUGGAGGAGGACACAUCAGACGUCGAUCCUGAAGAUGGUGAACUCAAAGCGCCAGCGGCCAAAGCUCCCGCCAAGGCCAAUGGCAAGCUGAGGCCCUCCAAAGGCAAAUCGUCUCGCAAGGUCGAGAAGUACUGCGACCUUUUCCCAAAGACGCCAGUCUUCCGACUGCACGGUUCACUCGCCCAGUCGGAUCGUAUCGCCAGUCUGAAGGGCUUCUCGGCUGGACUCGGCAAGAAGGUCAACACAUCUCACAAGGAAGGCGCGAUCCUCUUCUGUACAUCGGUGGCUGCGCGUGGAUUGGAUUUGCCCUCGGUCGGCUGCGUCAUCCAGCUAGAUCCGCCUACGGAGGGUGGACCAGACGAGUACCUACAUCGAAUCGGUAGGACAGCUCGAGUAGGAAAGGAUGGAGAAAGUUGGAUCAUGUUCCUCCCUCACGAGAAAGAGGCCCGAAAGAGACUAGAGGACGCGAUGCAGAGAGAUGUCGAAGGCGAUGCAGCAGCGAAGAGUGCUUCUUCAUCCGUCAUUGCCGAAGUCUCGGCCGAGACGGUACUCAAGAGAGGAUUUGGCGGACGAGGUGAUGAGUAUGAAUCGAGAGCUACCGAAGUGCAAUUAUCCUUCGAGAGAUGGGUGCUGAGGAAAGAAGAGGCUGCUGCCCUAGCUCGCCAAGCUUUCAUGUCCCACAUCCGAGCCUACGCGACACACCCUUCCAACGAGAAGGACCUGUUCCACAUCCGCUUCCUCCAUCUCGGUCACCUGGCCAAAUCCUUCGCCCUUCGAGAAGCUCCAGCAAUGGUGAAGAACAAAGCUCGCGGCGCAGCAGAUGCAGGUUCUGGCAGCCUUGCCUCGUCAGCUAUGCUCAAUCGGAGAGACAGGAAGCGAGAGGACAAGGCUGGUCUGGCCAGGGGGGAGCCUCGUGUAGAGGCACAUCGAGCAUCCAACAGAGCGCGACUGGCCGCAAAGGAGGAGCGCACGAAAGACGACCCGGCUGCUAUGUUGGCCGCUGCUAUCAAUGCGGGCCGCAAAGGCCGGGUUACCGCUGCUGAUGCAGACGAUAUUAUGGAAGGCAUCGAUCUCAGCAGCCUCGGUGGUGCUGGUGGCACAGGUAAGGGAGCAGCAGGCGGCGGUGGUAACAGGGGACAGACUGGUAGGAAUUCUGAUGCGGAGGCUAGGAUGUACGCGAAGGUCAGGGCGUUGGGUCGACAGAGCAAGAGUGGUGGAAAGCUGGCUGCUUAUGGAGCAGAUGAGUUCCAGAUCGCCUGAGAGUAGCUUCUGUGGAUGCAAUGUGUUUGACAAGACUACCCUUCAGGAACUACAUCACCGUCCCCAGAGGAUCCACCCGAUGGCCUGUACUACAAUCUUCCUACCAUCCUCGACCGAGUGAGGCUGGCCGACCUGAGGGACGUGAAUGAACAAGACCUGUGUUUCAGGCUGCUUGCUUGGCGCACCGUCUAUGCUACCUCCAUCCUUUUCAUUCCCAGUCGAGGAAGAGACAGUAGCACGACGUGACUCGGCUAGAGAGCAGUAGUAUGUAAAGUCACAAAGAUACCUGCCUGGAUCAGUCGAGGCAGACACGGGACCACACCCGCGCGCCUCGAGCAUAGCUACCAGCCCAUCCACAUCAAUCGUCGUCUUGCAUACAUCCUUAAAGUCCUCGUACCCCU